Molecule: messenger RNA, 777 nt
Organism: Cydia amplana
Lineage: Eukaryota; Metazoa; Arthropoda; Insecta; Lepidoptera; Tortricidae
Exons: 2
Coding region: 1-777 (258 amino acids)
Source: RefSeq, a predicted model, not a curated record
AUGUCGAAUGAGGAGGAACUGACCUGCGCGGGCUGCCAGAACCCAAUUGUGGAACAGGAAUACAUGUGCUGCAGAAACACCGAGGAGCGGGCAGUGGAUAUCGACAAUUUAAAAACUGCAAAUGAUGAGUUGCGAACCCGGGUUGAAGACCAAUCCCAAACUAUUGCCACGUACGAGGCCCGACUUAAGGUGCUAGAAGAAGCAAGGAUCGACGGCGGCCAACCACAGAGGACCGAUUUAACGCUAGAAGAACGGUUGAACAUCCAGUCUCAAGCACUGUUAAGAAAUGACGUUGAAAUAUCAGGUUUAACUGAAAAACCUGCGGAAAACCCGCACCAUCUAUUUUUAACUGUUGCAGCGUUAACUGGCAUGAAGCUAGCAGAUCAUGAUGUGGACUUCGUCACUAGAACCGGCCCCCUACGUACUAAACAAAACGAUCCUCCCCGGCCUCUUGUGGUGAGGUUUUGCCGCCGCCAGACGCGAGAUCAGUUCUAUUCUACAGCCAAAUCUCGACGGUUAACAACGAAAGACCUGGAGAUAGAAGGCCCAUCGCAAAAUAUAUACAUCAACGACCGACUUACCCGUGAAAACAGGCAGCUUUUUCGCGAAUGCAGAACUCGAUUUAAGGAGGCUGGAUACAAAUUCUGCUGGACGAAGUGGUGCCAAAUCCUUGUCAAAAAGCGUGAAGGUAGAGGCGAGGAAUCCAAAGCCUUCCCGGUCAAAUCUAUCAAGGAUAUCGACAACAUCCUUAAUAAAACCGCUCCAACUCCCGACUAA